Molecule: messenger RNA, 354 nt
Organism: Colletotrichum graminicola M1.001
Lineage: Eukaryota; Fungi; Ascomycota; Sordariomycetes; Glomerellales; Glomerellaceae
Exons: 2
Coding region: 1-354 (117 amino acids)
Source: RefSeq, a predicted model, not a curated record
AUGGAGAAAGGCCCCCAACAACCAACCACCUUGGACCACGCUGAGUACCUAGACAACUCCCCGCAGAGCCGACUCGCCGCCCACCACCACCCCUCGACGCUGGACAAGCACUCCAUGACCUGCCUUCGCGUCUGGUCCGCCGCGACGUCGAUCAGAACGAAUAAGGCUGGGCGCACGUGCCGGUUCACAGGCGUGGUCGACAGCAACUACGGCCGCAACAGCGACGGCACAGGCGGGGAAGAUGCCAACCAGACAACCUCCCCUCCCCCGCUAGCUACUCCAGCAACGGCUGCCGCUCUGGACAACGUCUACACGCAGGACUGCUUCACAGAUAAUAUCCACUCGUAUUUUUGA